CGCAGCGCCUGGCGGCAGACCGGCAGAGACCGAGUUGCUCGCGGGAGGAGAGACUUCAAAGUGUCUCGCGCCGCUCCUCUCCGGGUCCGCGCGGGCUGCUGCCAGGAUACAGGAGCGAAGCGGCGCGUGGGGAUUUCACAUUACAAAGUGCGGGUGGAGGACGGCGUGACACCGCGACUGCGGAGCGUGGAGAGCGACCAGAUGGUGUUUCUGUGGGACUCCAAGUACGACCCCGCGCCUGCCCGGCGGUACACGCCUCCCUCCACGUCCCUGUCCUCGGGGGGGAAGAUGUCUGAGGCCCUGCCGCUGGGAGCCCAGGAGGCCGCCCGGGGGGCAGCGCUGGUGGGCAAACUGCGCAUGGGUGAGCGCAUGGUGGAGGUGAUCACCGACCAUCCCAGCGAGCUGGUGAAGACCGACAGCCCCAACUUCCUGUGCUCCAUGCUGCCCACCCACUGGAGAUGCAACAAGACGCUGCCCAUCGCUUUCAAGGUGGUCGCCCUUGGCGACAUCCCUGACGGCACCUUGGUGACGGUGAUGGCAGGAAACGACGAGAACUACUCGGCCGAGCUUCGCAACGCCACUGCGGCCAUCAAGAGCCAAGUAGCCAGGUUCAAUGACCUGCGCUUCGUUGGGCGCAGUGGGAGAGGAAAGAGCUUCACUCUGACCAUCACCGUUUUUACAAACCCUCCCCAAGUGGCUACGUACCAAAGAGCCAUUAAAAUCACUGUGGACGGACCCAGAGAGCCCCGACGCCACCGUCAGAAGCUGGACGAGGUCAAAGCCGGCUCCCUGGCUUUUUCCGAAAGGCUGACGGAGCUGGAGCAGCUGAGACGAACCUCCAUCAGGGUGACCCCUCCCCACCACCAUCACCACCACCACCACCCCCACCAGCCCUCUGCCGGCAGCCGCCAGUCUGUUGCUCUCAGCUCGGCCAACUUCUCCAGCCCCACACACACUCAGAUAGCUGCAGAGUCCAGACAGAUGCAGUCAUCUCCAUCUUGGUCCUAUGAACAAUCAUAUCCUUACCUUGGCCAGAUAACAACUUCCAGUGUCCACGCAGCCAGUCCGCUUUCACCUGGUCAUUCUUCACUAAGCGACCUGUCUUCGCGGCUAACAGGUCCUGACAUUGCCGCCUUUGGUGACCCGAGGAUGGCCUUAGAACGGCCUUUUACCUCAUUAACGUCCCUUCCUGACACUCGUUUCUCUGACCCCCGUGUGCACUACCCUCCUACAGCAGCUGCUUUUACCUACAACCCAACUCAUAACACCGUCUCGAAUGGCGCCCUCGGUAUCACCAUGGCAACGGCCAUGGCAACCACACCGACGGGCAGGUACCAUACCUACCUCCCGCCUCCCUACUCUGCAAACACACCGCAUCAGACUCAAAAUGCCCCCUUCCAGUCGACGUCCUCGCCGUACCACCUCUACUAUUCCGCCACCACCGGCUCGUACCAGUUUUCAAUGAUGGCAGGGGGGGGAGGCGGCAGCGACUCACGGACACCACCGAGGAUUCUGCCGCCCUGCACCAACGCCUCCACAGGCUCCUCCCUUCUGCACCCCUCACUACCCAACCAAAACGAAGGGGUAGAUGUUCAAGUGGAGUCCAGCCACAGCAGUUCUCCCAACAACAUGGCUGCAGGUGAAGCUGUCUGGAGACCAUACUGAGCUGUUGAGGUGGAGGUCAUGUAACAGCAGACACUUGGAGACUAAGAUCCAACUAACAUCAUUACAGCCCACUGAGUCACAAUCAGUGGCUUCCGAAUAGACUGGGGCCUCACAGUAACUAACCCUUAUGUUAAUAGCAAGAGCAUACAACAAAAUAUCACCAAAAAAACUUUUAAACACAAAGAUCGUUUUGUUCUUCCUCCUUCCUUCCUUUUGGGUUUGUCGUUCGACAGCACCUUUCAGAACCAUUCCAGAUGUGUUCGCAUGCUGCAGAUGUAAUAAAAAACAAAACGAAA
Oryzias latipes (Japanese medaka) is the source of this 1961-nucleotide messenger RNA. RefSeq names its product RUNX family transcription factor 1 (gene runx1). The record is from RefSeq and is a predicted model, not a curated record. NCBI's taxonomy places the organism in Eukaryota, Metazoa, Chordata, Actinopteri, Beloniformes, Adrianichthyidae. Gene Ontology annotation, cellular component: nucleus. Gene Ontology annotation, molecular function: ATP binding; RNA polymerase II cis-regulatory region sequence-specific DNA binding; DNA-binding transcription factor activity, RNA polymerase II-specific. Gene Ontology annotation, biological process: neuron differentiation; hemopoiesis; chondrocyte differentiation.